AUGCGCGCCCGCAGAGGCGGUAGCGGGGGAACACUCCGAGAGUCGGGAUGCAUGAUGCCAUACAUGGCUUUGAACCCGAGAGGGCAGUCGGCCCGAUUCAAUCCUGGAACAACGGAUGGCUGCGCCGGAGCAAGGCACAAGUCCCCAUCAUGCUUGGUUGUCUCUGAUGCGCGCAGUAUGAUAAAUAUGCACGAGCAGCAUUCUUUGAGGUUCGAAAAGGUACUACGCGGUAGUGUAGACGUCUUUCAAAUGGAGCAGGCAGAGUGCACCUACAGGAGUGGUUAUCUUUACCCUACAGAUACGCGUCGCCGUACCUUCCCCUCUUUUCUUAUCUCACAUCUAGCGAAGGCUGCCUUG
This is a messenger RNA of Aureococcus anophagefferens, 357 nucleotides long. RefSeq lists its product as hypothetical. The record is from RefSeq and is a predicted model, not a curated record. The annotation marks the transcript as partial. The transcript has 3 exons. Lineage: Eukaryota; Pelagophyceae; Pelagomonadales; Pelagomonadaceae.